AUGUUCAAUAACAUUGACAUGGAACAAUGCGGUGGAACAAACGGUACGUCAAAACUUUCCCCACUUGGCGAGAGUGAUAAUAUUAUAGAAGUAUCUCUUGCCAAAAAAAAAAUAUGUGGGCAUAUUCAAAAAGUAAGUCUUAAGAACAGGGUUAAGGAUGUUGCCGAUUACAUUAGAUUAAAAUACCCAUCUAUAAUAAACGAAUCUGUUAAAAUGUCUGAUCCGAGAAUAAUAGAUAUUUGCAAAGAGGUAUUUAAAACUAAAAAUAUCAAAAAACUAAGCAAGGACGUAGUAAAAGCAUUGUCAGCGAGCAACUCAACGCUGUGUAAACUCAUUAAAGGAACUACAGAAAAUAAUAUCCCUACAAACAUAAACUGUUUAAUACCUUACAAAAAUGAGUUGGUACUACGUCCGUAUCGAGCUGUAAAUGAAAUUUGUAGUCUGAAAAAAAUUACGAAAAGUAAAAAGAACAUAAUGCGUUUACUCCGUAAGAGUGAAAGGUCUCAUCAAAUAAACGAGGAAAUCUCUAAAUCUGUAAAUUGUGGUGAAGGCGUACAUACAUUUUUGCCGGUACACAUCAGUGAGUCUAACGUUGACAACAAUUUAGAUGUCUGUGACAGAGUAGUGGAAAUCGGUCAACACUCAAACAUAAGUUGUAAGUCAAAUAAACUAGGAUUCCACGACAAUUACGAAAAAUUGACGGUCAACAAUUCAGGUAAGAAUCCUUAUGAAAAUGAAAACAUAACAGUGUUGACAAGCUGCAAUAGAGAGUCUGAUACAAUUGACACAUCCUCAAAUGAAAUACUGAAAAGGGAUGUUAGGCGAAAACUAGAUUUUAAAGUACACUGUGACACAGAGUCAGAGACUUCCAAGUGUACAGUGAUAAAGCAAAGAAAUGAAACUUUUGAGAUUGAUGAUGGUGUAUGCAAACUUGAUUGGACCUCUGACGAUUUGAACAAUAGUUUCCUUAGAUGUGGUGAAAUUCAAACGAUUGAAGAGACAAAUGACUCUUUGGUUGCUAACUGUUCUAAUAUUAUCACUUCUACUCCAAUUAGGUUAGAAGUAGACAUUUCCAGGCAACAGGCAUUUACACAUUCACCGCAAGCCGUUAAUUUUAGUUAUCAUAAAAGUUAUGUUGACGGUAAUAAUUGUUCUCCUAUGAAAUCUAUAGUGCUACCAAAUGAGGCGGAGGUGAUCGACGCUGUAACUCCAAUAAAACUGCCUGGAACUAUUGUCGCUUGCAGCACUCCUGAGGCAGAUGCAAAAGCACUUCCCAAGAAUUCUAAAAACAUAUUUCCUUUGACAAUACGUGGUGAUCUAGAAAAUAAAAAAGAAAAAAGAUAUAAUUUUUCAUAUCUUAACACCAUAGAGGGAACUUUUGAGUUAUCUAUUUGUGAAUGGAAUGAACUUGAAAAGUUGUCUAAUGAACAUGGUAGAAUGUCCUUAGACCUUAGAAAUAUGUUAAUUAGAGAUAAGUUUGUAACCGUUAAUAACUCUUGUGUUCUGUCCAUAAAAAAUGUUAAUAAAAAUAGCAGCGGUGAAUUCACUAGCAUUUAUGGUUACUGCAGACACAAUACUUGUAAAAGUUUUAAGUUUGAUUUUGAAAAAAAAAACUGA
This is a messenger RNA of Macrosiphum euphorbiae (potato aphid), 1617 nucleotides long. NCBI's taxonomy places the organism in Eukaryota, Metazoa, Arthropoda, Insecta, Hemiptera, Aphididae. The record is from the annotation of a GenBank genome assembly.